Messenger RNA from Aedes aegypti (yellow fever mosquito), 714 nucleotides. RefSeq names its product nucleolar protein 58. The record is from RefSeq and is a predicted model, not a curated record. Bases 218 to 700 code for a protein of 160 amino acids. Lineage: Eukaryota; Metazoa; Arthropoda; Insecta; Diptera; Culicidae. The transcript is spliced from 2 exons.
UAGGCCUAUUAUCGUCGCUAUGGUCGAUCGGUACAGUACAUUGCAUCAAUAACGCUUUCGAAAUAGAUUAAAAAGUCUAAAUCUGGAGGAUCUUUCAAAUCAAAUCAAUCAAAUCUUUACUGCUGCGUUUAAUGUGUAUCAAAUUUUUAAAUUCAUCGAGCGUUCUAAUUUUUAGAAUAAAAUCAUUUGGGCAUAAGGAAUAAUUGAGUGUUUUCACAUGGGGCGCAAAAGCAAACCUGAAAAAUCACCGGACCAUAAAUUAGCCGAGAAAAAGAAUCGUUCCGCGAAGCAACCAACCCCAAAAAGCUCACUUCGGCUGGAAAAACUACGCCAAUACCAAGCCGAUCGCAUCAUAGCGGAAACUCCCGAGCAACGUCAGGCCCGUUUGGACAAUCUCCGAAAAUAUCAGCGUAAAAGAAUCAAUCAAGAGUUGCCCAUCGAACGGGAGGAACGAUUGCAGAAACUACGAGAGGCUCAACAGCGUCGUUUGGAAAACGAAACGCCGGAAGAACGCGAGAAGCGCUUGGCUAAACUGCGCGCAAACGCCCUCAAACGCAGGGGUAAAACGUCCAAACGUAGAAAGAAACGCAAAUCUAACGAUGGUGAGCAGAAGCCAGACGAACCCAAAGCCAAGAAUUCGAAAAAUGGAUUGAAGAUUAAAAUUAAGAUUAACAAACCUGCAAAACGGACGGAGGAGUAAUCGGCAAAAUGAAA